Exophiala aquamarina CBS 119918 is the source of this 447-nucleotide messenger RNA. RefSeq lists its product as uncharacterized. The coding region runs from base 1 to 447 and encodes 148 amino acids. The transcript has 2 exons. Lineage: Eukaryota; Fungi; Ascomycota; Eurotiomycetes; Chaetothyriales; Herpotrichiellaceae. The record is from RefSeq and is a predicted model, not a curated record.
AUGCCUGGCGGGAAGCUCCAUUCUCCCAUCUGGACGCCCUCUGCCAUAUAUGGUUCUGUCGACCUUAUUUACGGGUGGCCGGCGUGGAACAGCCGUACCGGGUUCACUGCAGCGCAAUCAGCAAUGAACGUGCUCGAAAGUGCUUUUUACGGCUGGUAUCUUUAUGUUAUAGGACUCCAGAUUGGGGACUGGAGUUAUCAACAUAUCAGCCGCUUAGAAGUAAGGGCAAUGGUGUGGCUCAAUGAAGCUUUCUCGGAUUUCGCAAGCAUUGGGCACAAUUCGUUGUUUGACUUGGUCACGGUUUGGAUCAUUCCGAACGGCGCAUGGAUUGUGGUGCCAAGUUAUAUGCUAUAUGUAUUUGGCCAAGAAAUUCUCGGGUCAAUGAGUGCUAGUGACAGCGGAACGAAUGCAAGGGCAUACGGCCAGCUUGACUUCAAUCCGAUUUGA